This is a messenger RNA of Pectinophora gossypiella (pink bollworm), 9878 nucleotides long. It is a transcript of the gene bru3, whose product is annotated as CUGBP Elav-like family member 4. The coding region runs from base 136 to 1425 and encodes 429 amino acids. Lineage: Eukaryota; Metazoa; Arthropoda; Insecta; Lepidoptera; Gelechiidae. Gene Ontology annotation, cellular component: nucleus; cytoplasm; ribonucleoprotein complex. The transcript has 13 exons. The record is from RefSeq and is a predicted model, not a curated record. Gene Ontology annotation, biological process: mRNA splice site recognition; regulation of alternative mRNA splicing, via spliceosome. Gene Ontology annotation, molecular function: mRNA binding.
UCGUACGGCGCAGACGUGUCCCGCCCCGACUCUUGUGACGUCCGAUAUCGCCGCGACCGCGCGCCGUCCGCUCCCUCCUCUCGAUAGAGCCGCAUCGCAAGUUUCACUUAAACUCGGUCUAAUUUAUCUGUCCAUAUGGUUCAUCUGGUAGAUAUUUUGCGUUCAGCGAACGUCGAAUACCCGCCGCCUGUUAUUAUGAACCGAGCAAUACAGGUGAAACCAGCGGAUAGCGAGAACAGAGGAGAUCGAAAGCUGUUCGUGGGUAUGCUCAGCAAACAGCAAACGGAGGAGGAUGUUCGCCAGUUGUUCACACCAUUCGGCACAAUAGAAGAGUGUUCCAUACUCAGGGGGCCAGACGGGGCGAGUAAAGGCUGUGCAUUCGUCAAGUUCAGUUCACACCAAGAGGCGCAAGCGGCGAUCACCAGCCUGCACGGGAGUCAAACUAUGCCGACCAUGCAUGGAGCUCGCGUAAGAAUACCCCACCACGGUGCAUCACUGCGGGGCGCGUCUUCGAGCUUAGUGGUGAAGUUUGCGGACACGGAGAAGGAGCGACAGUUGCGACGAAUGCAACAGAUGGCAGGCAACAUGAGUCUGCUCAACCCCUUCGUGUUCAACCAAUUCGGCGCGUACGGAACCUACGCGCAGGUCAUCACAGAGCAGCAACAAGCAGCGCUGAUGGUGGCGGCGACAGCGCAGGGGUACAUCAGUCCUAUGACUGCGCUCGCGUCGCACGCGCUCAAUGGAAUGGCCAACUCUGUCGUACCUCCUGCCUCUGAAAACUUCUCCGGCCUGGCGAUAGGCACGGGUGGCGCGCAGCCGCUGAACGGCGCGCUGCCAUCGUUGCCGUCGCCGACCAUGCCCGGAUUCAACAUGGCCGCGCAGACCGCCAACGGCCAGCCGCCGCCACAGGACGCCGUAUACACCAACGGCAUCCACCAGACCUUUACUGGGCCGGUGCCAGUGACAGCGCAGGGUCUACCGAACGGCGAGGCAGCUCUGCAACACGCAGCGUACCCCGGCAUGCAGCCGUUCCCAGGAGUCGCUUAUCCAGCGGUUUACGGGCAGUUUCCGCAGCCGAUCCCACCGCCGAUGUCAACCAUUGCUCCAGCACAGAGAGAAGAUUUUUUAAUGUUCCCAGGCUGUUCUAUCUCUGGCCCCGAGGGCUGCAACCUCUUCAUCUACCACCUGCCCCAGGAGUUUGGAGACGCUGAACUGAUGCAGAUGUUUCUCCCCUUCGGCAAUGUCAUCAGCAGCAAAGUUUUCAUCGACCGGGCCACCAACCAGAGCAAAUGUUUCGGUUUCGUAUCGUUCGACAACCCGACGUCGGCGCAGGCGGCGAUCCAAGCGAUGAACGGCUUCCAGAUCGGCAUGAAGCGCUUGAAGGUCCAGCUGAAACGGCCCAAGGACGCCAAUCGGCCUUACUAACCCCCGACGCCGUCCUUGCGCGCUCACAGCGUGACCCUCGCGGCCGGUUGCCGCAUAUACGUCACGCCUACGACGCGCACGUACGCGUAUUAUCAACAAUUCUUUCAAGGAAUUUAAAUACACAUUUAUUGUAUAGUAAAUAUCAUUACCUACAUACUAACCUAAAGAAUUAUGCAAGCCCACUCGGCGAGUAUACUAAAUUAGUUAAAAGUAAUUUAUUGAAUCAGCGCGUAGGAAUGCUUCAUUCUUAUCAUUAUCGAUUAAUCAUUAAAUUACUCUAUUAUAUUAUUAUAUAUACAAUUUAUUAACUUUGAUUAAAUUAUUAUUAUUAUUAUAAAAUGACGUUAUAAAAAUUUUGUCAUUCGUAAUCAUACUUCUACUUCUAAGUACUUAAUGUUUAACUGAAACUUUUAACAUAAAUUUAUUAUACUAGUUAUUUGCUUGAACUAAGCCAAACUGAAUUUAUUAAGUAAGUUGAAAAUGUAAGAAAAAAAUGUAUUUUAAUUAUUGUAUAUUGCAAGAAUUGUACCAGGGGGAAGGGGCGCGCGCCUUCGAUGCUCUGUUGUUCAUAGUACUGUAGUUGUGACGUCACCACCGCAUCAACACAUGUACCAACCUUACAUCACGUAUGCAACAUAUUCAAAUAUUCUUAAAAAUAAAAACUACCCCCAUUUUUCGCAAGUAAUUCUGAUAAAAAUGGGUAUUUCAUUUCAAUAUUUAAUAAAACAAAAUUGCGUAAAUACGAGACGUGAAAAUUAAUUGUACAAAAUAAGGUAGGUGGUACAUAAUUUGAUGGUGGUCACACCACCAAUUCCGUUGUAAGUUUGUUUCGUUGACGUAGGUAUAAUCCUGAAGGCGCCCGCGCAGCCCCCGAUCGCUCGCACUGUUGCCUCCCUCGCCAACUGUUCACACUAAUAUAAGUGUUCGUUAGAGAUCACUAUUGGAAUAUAUAUGUCCUAUAUUUUGUUAAAUUUUAUUAUGUGUGUGUCAGAUAAGCUAUUAAAUGGGUGUACCGGGUUCUAUCCUUUGAUUUAAGGACGCCAUUGACAAUCGAUUCUCAGUAUCGCAUCAACUUUUUAAACUUGAAUAAAAAAAGAUCUCCAUGCCACAAAUAUUGUUAAUAUUUUAGCGCAGUACGAUAGCGUUAAAUGUUGUUACGUGUAGUUUGAAGAGCUGUAUAAACGCACUUAAUUAAUCAAGUAAAUGAGUUGUUUAACUGUACAAAGGUUUCCCUUGUUUAUACUGAGAGUUGAUUCAAAGCGUUCCUAAUAAAUACUUUAAUAGAAACUUACAAGUUUCUAACUUAAUAUAUAACGUUGUAUAUUGGCCAAUAUGAACAGACAAUACAAGUAAGUCGAUUCUAAAGGUACACCCCGCCCCACAAACCUACAUGUUAGUAAAAUUUAAUGGCGAUGUUGUUAACAAAAUUAAAUGUUUGUAUUUAACACUGUGUACAAAUUAAAGUGCACUUCAACUUGAGACCGAGUACUUAGGCCUUCGUUUCGAAGAUCGUGUUAUUAUGUGUUGUAAAUUCCAAAUGGGCUGUGAUAUAAAAGAGUUAUAGUGUCAGAUGUACAGGCCUUCUGUAUUGCAUAUUUAUGUGUAUCGCUCUCUGUUAGGCUGGUCGCAUACUGGCCGCGCGCAGUAACAACUCAGACAGCAAUUUAGCACAUCAACAAAACACCUCCGAACCAAAUAGUCAAGUCAACAAUUACCGACAGAUUUCAUAAAAAUAUGAUAUGAAAUCCUCACUUUUAGCUUUAGGCGGUUAUUAGAAACACUCAAUAAUAAACCCACGACAAGAACGAUUAUCCUGCGUCAACUUCAGUCACUAAAACUUUCCCCGAAUUCACUUUGUUUUCAUAAAUUUUCAAAUCAAAGUCGCUAUUUAUUUUUCUACAUAGUCGUGGAAAAUUCGGCGAAACGAAUUGAAUUCUGGGAUAGUAACGGGCGUUGUUACUGCGUUUUUGGAUUUACAAAUGUCAUUUAAAAUCCGAAUAUUUUGUCGGUUUCGUGAACGGCAAAGAGUUGAAAAACUCAUGAUCCGUUAACAAGUAAAUUAUAUUAAAAUCUUGUGAGAAUAUAGCGGUGUAGUAUGCGAAUGGCCUAAACCUCGCAUUGUUCGCGACGUCAAUUCAAGGAGCGUGCUUCCCUACUUUCUUUCGUGCAUUCGUGUGUGUGUCUAUACAUAUACAUAUUAUAAUACUAUUGUUAAGGUGUUAAAUACAAUAACUGUGACAUAGCGUCCAGGGAGCCAACAGUGUUAACGAGCAACAGAUAAACUAGUGUAAUUUCUACAGAAGAAAAUAGAUUCAUAAUCAAAAAGGUACCAAUAUAAAUAUAAAAUGAUACUGAGAUACCUUAGAUAUAUUGUGUGCACGCGGGCGGGCUUCGCAGCCUUAGCGCCGAUGCUUUAGGUACACCAGUCGACUACCUAUAUGGGACAGACCCUGAAGCUGCAUAAGUAGGCGACAACAUAGAACCACAUUAAAUAUAACAUAAGGUUUACUGUGAUAGAAACUAUGCUAUCUAUCGCAAAUUGUAUCGCCGCUCUCCGAGAGAUGUCGCUUUCACCUUAUAGAAUAUCGACGCUACCCGCAAAAACGGAAGCAAAAAAGUUAUUCUGAAUAUUGAAGUCGAGAUGACCAGACGUGCCGUCGCCUGCUUCACGUAAUGCGAAAGGUUGAUAGUGGUUGUAGAGUGGUACUUGUCCCGUAUGGUUGAGCCGAGGUGCCGCAGCCCGCGUGCGGCCGCGGACCGCGGAUCGCGCCACGGCCGGCCGCCGCCCGCCACUAGUCAAAUAUUUCACUCACCACAAGACAUAGAAUUUUAUAUUUACACAAAUAAUUAUAUUAUAUUGAUAUAGUAUUCUAGUUUUAGGCGUUUAUGAUUUAUAAACAUUAAGCCGUGUGUAAAUGGUAUACAUGAAUUACCUGUUAAGUCUAUAGUUCUUUUCUCUAACUCACUCAUGUGCAAUACGUUGUUACGCUUUUUAACUUGUUUAGCGUUUUGUUUUUCAUGCAUUUUUAAUUUAUUAUUGAUAUUUUUACGUUACCGUUUUUAUAUUAUUCGUCGACGUGGUCUCGUUUCGUAUUACGACUGUAGGGCCGGCCUCAACAAAUGCACUAGUGAAAUACUAAAGUCGAAAUGUACAUUUUAGAUAAACAAAUAAAAAUUAUAUAGCCGCGGGCCGACUCUGGAGGCAGUCCGGAGGCACAGGGUCGGGCGCGCAGCGGGGUGACUCGCGUUAUGAACGUUAGGGUUUGUCUUAGCGCACAAGGCCGGGCUCGAGUCGCGUGUGAGUGCAGUGCUUAGCAGGCGAGCGCGGAGCGGCGCGGCGUGUGCGGCGGCUGCGGUCGCUUCGGUCACUCCGGUGGCUUCGGUCGCUCCGGUGGCUUCGGUCGCUCCGGUGGCUUCGGUCGCUCCGGCCACCCCGGCAGCCGCCGCGCACGGGCCGCUUGCUUCUUAGGUUACAGACAAAUCGUUGCCAAACCGGAACACGUAUACUUAGUAUAUCGACUAUCGAUAAUAUCACCUCGUGGGUAAUGUAGGAGUAAUACGCCCGCACGACGUCGCCGACAGGCCGCAUGUCUCGGGUAAAUUAAUAAUAUUGUGUACUUAUAUCUUUAUACUGAUUAAAAUUAAAAAUUCACUAAAGAUAUAUUGCGGUGACGCAAACGUUUGUAAUAGAUUAAUGAGUCCUCUCUGAAUGUAUAAAACAAUCGCCCAUAAAAGUGAUUCUAGGAUACAGGGUAUGCUUUGCAAUUAUUUAAAUGUAUCUAAAUGUUUUUCAUGUAGGCAGGUUUUGCCGAACUCUCUGACUUAGACUACGAUGCAAUACCGCCACCCGGCGCGGCGCGCGCCGCUACACUCUCGGGUCCACUAGUCUGUCACGACUUUUUAUACUGUCUCGUACUAUCGUAGUGUAACCGAUCCACCUCAUCUCACCUCAUGACUGUCCUCUCGCGAACCAACAGACUCAACGCUUCGCUUCCUUGUUUCCGAUACGAGUAGCACUGGCCGCGCGUCCUUCAUUCCAAAUUAACGCCACUUUGGUUACUAGUAUCCUCACUCACUUGUCAUCUCGCCAUACUUGCCGCGGGAGUCUGUCCGCCCCGUGGCGGUGCGAGGCGUGAAGCCGAGACAGACAAAUCGGUGCCACGGUCUCCGCUACGCCGCCCACGACACGACUCCCGCAAACAGAUCGGACAAAAAUCUUAGUAAUACGAAAUCGAAUUUCUUAAAAAAAAACUAUUUAACUCCUAAAAUUUUAUAAAAUAUUUAUAUCGUUCGCAUACUUGAAUUCGUAGCUCUCGCGUAGACGUGAACAUUUCGAAGCACUCAAGGACGUUUGAAUCGUUUGUAAAUGGUAUGCGAAUCGAAAUCGGAUCGUUAUUUAGGCGAUAUAGGUAGAUCGUCGGAUGGUGCGGGGAGCGCGGUGAGGCGCGGGGCGUGACGUCACCGCUCGAGCGGGCGCUGCGCACGCGCCACCACCCACCACGUUACAUCACGUUUGCUAAACACCGUUCGAUGCUAGUUAAUAAGAUGAAUGCCAAUAUUUUAAUCAGAAGAAACAAACUUUAGAAUUCGGGAUAAUUAAUCAAUAUUAUUAUAUAUCUAUUUAUAUAAUAAAAUAUGGAGAGAGGCGCAUAGUGCUUUUAUGAUUGUAGGUCCUAGUAUUUGAAACAAAACGAUCUAGUCAUAUCUCUUUCUGUUAUUUAUUUUUUCUAUCGCUUAGCAUAGUUUAGCUUCAAGCACAAAUCGAUUUAAUUCUUACUGUACUUAAUUUUUACUUAUUUUGUUAUAUUAACUUAGAACUUUUUAACUGUUUUUCCGACUAAUAGAGCCUAACUGUCGCAAACACUAUCCUACUAAUUGUCUAUAAUACCCUUAACUAGAAUGAAUUGUUGAACAACUGAUUAUUACGAGGAAUCAAUUUUAUUAUAUUACAAUAUUAUAUUUUUAAUAAGUUAUCCAGAAUACUGUUUUGCAGUUACAAAUGUUUAUUUGAGCCAUAACUACCUAUAGAUUUAUAAUAAGGUUAAUUGGUAUAAUUUAACUGGUAUAGAUUGGUAGAACAUCAUUAAAAUAUGAAUGGUAUAACCGAUGGUUAAGUUAGAAGUUAAAGGUUACCUUAGUAAGAGCGAGUUAUGAGAAGUAUGUAUUAGGUAGAAACAAUGUAACUGUCUUAAUUCUGCUUUUGUUUGUUAAUGGGCCUCGUUCACUGUAUCGCACGCUGAUCGUCCUAUGAUGAAUAAAUCUUGCCUAGUUAAGACAGACUAUUCAUACAAAUAUUGUUAUAGAUGUUACAGAUAAUCUAUUUAGCAUAAUGGAGUGGAUAUUGUGAACACUAGAGGAUUGUGGUACCGUGAACGACGUCUAUAUAAGCUGCCGGCACAGACUGUCGUGCCGUUACUAAAGGAAAUUAGACAAAAUCGCGCCGUCCGUAAUAAAACAAAUUUCACCUGUAUAUUACUGUAUCCGUUGUACAGCCGUUCUGUUGUCGAUCGCUUUGGAAAUAGUGAAUAAAUACAGUGACUUUAUGUAUAUGGACGUCAAGUAAGCACGCAUGUAGGUCCACAAUAACUUGAAAUAUAAAAAUUGUACAUACAUAUUGACGUCAUAUCUAAUUUAGGAGCUUACUAGCCUUUUGUCCCGAAUUUGCUCGGGCGGGUGACAGGGUGUCGCUGUUAAAACUAAGAUGAAAUCAUAAUCAUUAACCGACUUAGAUGGAUAACAUGCUGAAUUCUUAACUGAUAAAGUAUAGGGUACUUUUUAUGGCGACUAAGCUCUGGGAUGGUGUGAGGAAGAACAAAGAUUUGUUGGGUGAUCUGUUCAAAAUGUAAAUAAUACUAGACUACACCAUGCCGUGAGUAGAUGUGUACACUUCGCCGUUGCUUUGACCUUAAAUACUUUGUCUCUUUUUAACACUACUAGGAAACAAGUGACAAUAGACCACGCUCAUUCUAAAAAAAUCGUGGACCAGGAUUCUGUCUUUACAUUCGUCAUGGAAAUUUCUCGUUAGUUUAAGAUAGAAGUGUUCGCAUUUACCACUGUCAGUCGCCACCAGAAACCAGCAUAGCGUGAACGUAAUCUACAGCUAUCUCGCAUUGUUCUGGAUAACUUAUAUCGGAAUAGUUUAAGAGACAUCCAGCCCAGAUCAGCUGAUUAUUCGGAACGAUUUACACAAGAAAACUAGUAGAAUUUAUUACAAAUUAAAAUCGUAUUUAAUGUAACUUUCAGAGGUUUUAAACGCACAAUUAUAUUAUCACAGCCUCAUACUGGGUCUUGCUGCCACUUUUAGUGUUUGUAAAGUCAAAUGUGAUGAACUAUAGAUUGAUUCCAGCCUAAGUUCCUAAGCUCAUCAUGUUAAUAGCAGCCAUUAGUUUACUUUUAAAUACAAUAAGUUCAACAUAGGCUCGCUCCUCUGACUCUUAGCCAAAUGUACAUACUUAAACAUCCAAUAUAAUCAAUGAAAUGUAACCGCCCAGGGGUUAAAAAGGCCACAUCGAAGCAAUUGAUCUAACAAAGGAAUAUUGCAAUUUGACAUUUGCGCAUAAAAAAUUAAGUGCGCAUUGCAAACAAAUGUCAAAUAGCAAUAUUGCUAUCUUAGAGGAAUUGUUUCGAUGUGGCCUUUUUAACCCCCCUGAACGCAUCGGAAAAGAAUCCAGGAAUCAUAUUUCACCAAAUUGCUCUAAUACAGCCUGGACAUCAAUAGUAAAUCGUAUCCGAAUAACAGUAAGGGCGUAACAGACUAGCUGUUUACAUCUAGUUUAGCGAGAAGACGUCGCUGGCGUCUGUAUUAUACGCUUGUAUCAAUCGUCCAUUGACAUAUGUACCUUAUUAUAUUGUGGCAUUUGUUUUCUCAAAAAAACCUAUCUAUAGCCAACGCACGCUGGUAGGUCGAGGAGCCUUCAAAUGAUAUCUCAAGUGUUCCUUACCACGUGCUAACACGUGUUAGUAGACAAAAAGAAGGCUUCGCAAACCUGCCCAGCCAUCCCUAAAGCCCAGACGGUCUUACCCCAAAAGUAAACAAGCAUUCAUGAGUGUUUAGGAAUUUAGUAGCCAAGGAAAAUUUUAUCAAAGUUUCAAAAUUAUGCUUAGCUGUCAAACUUCUUAAGGGCGUAUUGAACGCUUGUUUAUGUUGCGGUAAGACCUCUAAGGUCCUACGAAUGAUGAGGUGACAUAUAUCCCAAUGAAGCAUGGUAGAAAAAGCAAGACGGAUGUGAGGUUAGAAUCCCACCGUUCACGGCUAUGGUAGUUUUUUUCUACUAUAGUUCGCAAUUCUACGUGAGCUACGAACGAUUCUAACCUUGCCAUAAAAGAUAAAUUAAUACAAACUAGCUUUCCAAACGAGCAACCGAGCUUACUGGUCUUACAGAACCUUGUUUUACUCCACCAUGCAUCAAAGCACUGUUCUUAAAUUGAACAGUAUUGCUCUAAUAUCCUUGAAAAAUAAAGAGUUAAUGUACAAAUUCCCAAAGCAAAACUUGUCAAUUUAAAAGUGCUUUUGGAUGUAUGUCAGUCAUCAUCUUACACCUUAGUUGACUGCCCAGUCUCGGUUACCCUCGCCACGAUACUUUAAAAGAAAGUCUGGCAAAUAUUGAAACAGCCUCAAUGUGUUAAAGGUACCAAACCAUAGUUUCACUGUAUUGCGCCCAAGUUAGUAACGAGUACUUAUGAUAUGACUAAAUUCAAUUUUUGGAGCCGGCAAAAUGUCUGUCCUUAGAAAUCGAUACCCAAGUCCUUGGCAAAGAUAGUUAUUGAUAAAAAAUGACAAAUUAGAAAAUGUAUAGCUAAAUUAUCGAUUCGCACAUUAAUUAAUUAGUAAAUUUAAAUCAGUUCGGAUACACGAACGAAAUACAAAACAAGUUAAAAAUGAACUGCCUACUAAAGACUGGCCGUGUACCUAAAUUAUAAAGAGAAUCUGUGUAAACUUGUCAAGAUGUACAGAUGACUUGUAUGUCCAAAUCUAAUUAUAGACAUUCUGCAUAUGUGGCUCCGUAUUAUUUGGCAUUGUAUAAACUUAUACCUACAUGUUCUGAAGUUAGGUGGACAGAGUUUAAAGUUUCAGUGCAUUUGCUAGCUAGCUAUUGAAAUGUUUAUUCUCGUAUAUUGUUAUAGUUCGCCAAAGAUUGUAAAAUAAGAGUUAUUCAUCACUUUUUUGAAGUUCGCUAGGUAAAUGAAUAUCUAAUUUAUUUAGUUUUAGUAGAAUCAUACAGUACUUAGCCAAAGACGACUGCGUUCAUUGUAACACAGAAACUAAUACAAUAAUAAUCGCCUAUUUUGCAUGUUCUCAUUUAGUUAUUGACGUUUGAACCUAUUAUCGAGUUAAUAUGUAUAUUGCUGAAAUAUUUCAAAACUAAAUUACUAUUCAAUUAUUUAUUAUUAUACACUUAUUACGUUUAGUAUGCUAGAAAUAUGAUGAAGGAUAAUAAAUAAUUUUAAUUAUA